This is a messenger RNA of Biomphalaria glabrata, 12415 nucleotides long. RefSeq names its product voltage-dependent T-type calcium channel subunit alpha-1G-like. Gene Ontology annotation, cellular component: plasma membrane; voltage-gated sodium channel complex; voltage-gated calcium channel complex. Gene Ontology annotation, molecular function: low voltage-gated calcium channel activity; voltage-gated sodium channel activity. The record is from RefSeq and is a predicted model, not a curated record. Bases 87 to 8144 code for a protein of 2685 amino acids. NCBI's taxonomy places the organism in Eukaryota, Metazoa, Mollusca, Gastropoda, Planorbidae. Gene Ontology annotation, biological process: sodium ion transmembrane transport; calcium ion import; neuronal action potential. The transcript is spliced from 37 exons.
ACGUUGAAAGUAGCUUUAAUUUCGUGACCCUGUACUGGCCACAUAUUUUCCUUAACUGACAUGUCACUUGGUUCGAGCGUGUCAGCAUGUUCGUGAUCAUCCUGAACUGUGUCACGCUGGGCAUGUACCAGCCUUGUAACGACGAGUGUGACACAUUCCGAUGCAAGCUCCUGGAGAACUUUGAUCACUUUAUCUUUGCCUUCUUCGCUGUCGAGAUGGGAAUCAAGAUGAUAGCCAUGGGCGUGGCCGGGAAAGACACCUACCUGGCGGACUCCUGGAAUCGGUUGGAUUGUUUUAUCGUCGUGGCCGGAUUGGCGGAAUAUAUUGUGAACAAGACUAUAGAAUACUCAGUGAAUACGGAAAAUUUGAGUUUGUCAGCCAUCCGGACAGUUCGUGUUUUACGUCCUUUGAGAGCUAUAAAUAGAAUUCCAAGUAUGCGUAUUCUAGUGAUGCUGCUUCUAGACACACUUCCAAUGUUGGGAAAUGUCCUGUUACUUUGUUUCUUUGUUUUCUUCAUCUUCGGCAUCAUCGGAGUCCAGUUGUGGUCCGGUGUGCUACGGCGACGUUGUUUUCUUGAGCUCCCUGAGAAUGUUUCCGUUCCUGCAUUUGUCCCCCUUUAUUACAUCAAAUCGCCUAAAAUAGAAUACAUCUGUAGUCCAUUCAACGAGUCCGGGAUCAGCAAGUGUCAAGAUUUUCCUCCCUUCCACUACGAAGGGAUCGCAUGUAAUGCCACUGCCAGAAACGACAGCGACAAUGUACCCAUGAACGGAUCGUCCUGUGUCAACUGGAACCAGUAUUACACAAGCUGCGAAGAACGUGGAGAAAAUCCUUAUCAAGGGGCAGUCUCGUUUGACAAUAUAGGACUGGCAUGGGUGGCCAUAUUUCAAGUCAUCAGUUUAGAAAGUUGGGUGAAUAUUAUGUACUUUGUACAGGAUGCCCAUUCCUUCUGGGAUUGGAUUUAUUUUGUAGCUUUGAUUGUUAUUGGCUCAUUUUUUAUGAUCAAUUUAUGCCUUGUUGUGAUUGCGACCCAGUUUUCUGAGACAAAGAAACGAGAGACAGAGAGAAUGUUGCAAGAGCGCAAACGAUUUCAGUCUUGCAGUACUCUGGCUAGCAAUUCUGAGCCUGCAGGAUGCUACACAGAACUGCUUAAGCUCAUAGCUCAGAUGUACAGAAGAGUUAAGAGAAAACUUAUCAAAACCUAUUACAAAACCAGGGGAAUGCAAAAAAUUAAUCCUGAGAAGUCUUUGUCUCUGAGGCGGAAAAAGUCCAAAAAGAAAGGUACAAAUAUCCAAAAGUCUCUACAGCAGCGCUUUUCUAUUGUCCAUCCUCACACUUCUUCUCAUCCAGCCACUGUCCAUCAUCAUCAACACAUGCACUUAGUUCCCUCCCACUCUCCACAACCCCAGCAUCCAGUUCACCAUAUCAGUCUGGUUACUCCAGACAUACGGUACCAAAGCCCACCAAGACCCUCUAGCACCCCCCAGGCACCGAGGGCAAGCCCUGAGCAGUCGGACAUCGACUCUAUGUCAUCUCCUAGAAGGCCGAAUUACCUCGUUCUCCCCAGCAGCAAUUACAGCUUGAACCCGUCUUCAGAAUCUCUGGCUGUGUCACACCUGUCCAUUGACCCAUUCACGCCUGUGCUGUUUAAGUCUCAGCAGAAUUCUCCUAAUCACCUGACAGCCAACAUAGGCUUUGCACUUCCCCUUUGGUUUAGCCGGGCUUCCUCUUACAGCAGUGGGGCCAGUGGUCCGGGAAAGAUCCUGCCAUCUCUACCGGAGGUCCUGGCCGCCCAGGGGGCUAAAAAUGCAGUGUUAGCAGCCUCUAAUAUGCUGCUUAAUGUGGAUUUAGAGCCUAGCAAAACUCAGUCCAUAGCAGACAAAGGUCUCUUUGCUGAUAAUCUUCUGAUGGAUAUUGUAGGUGAUAAGCAUCUAACAACUCAAAUGUCUAUGCAGAGUGACCCAGAAGUACUGCAGCUUGGGUCAGGUCAAUCUCAGGUUGAUCAAGACAUAGCCAGUUGUGCAGGAAGUGGUGUAUUGUGCGCUGGGGACAAGGAGGUAUCAGGCCCUCAUAGCACAUCAUCCUUUAAUCCCACAGCCAUAAUCAUUGCUGGGGGUGAUGUGGCUGACUCAGAGCUGGACAUCAGUAAAGAUGAUUCGGGAGUAUCCUUCAGAUCAAGUAAUCUAUGUGAGUUGCUCAAUGGUAUGCAGAAAAGACUAAAAUAUUUUGUUGAGAGCAAUUUUUUCCAAAGAAGUAUACUUGUAGCAAUUCUUCUGAACACGCUUAGCAUGGGAGUUGAAUAUCACAAUCAGCCUGAAGAGUUAACUAUUGUGUUGGAAUACAGCAAUAUUGUGUUUUGUGUUAUGUUUGGCACUGAGAUGACAUUCAAGAUCUUUGCUUAUGGAUUAUUUGGUUACAUCAGUAAUGGUUUUAAUGUCUUCGAUGGUUUUAUUGUGAUACUCAGUAUUGUUGAAUUGGCCCAGCCAGGUGAGAAUGGGGCCAGUGGUCUAUCUGUACUUCGAACAUUCCGUCUUUUGAGAAUUCUAAAAUUGGUACGCUUUAUGCCCGCCUUAAGGAGACAGCUGGUGGUCAUGCUACGCACCAUGGACAAUGUAGCAACAUUUUUUGCUCUGUUAGUUUUAUUUAUGUUUAUAUUCAGUAUUCUGGGAAUGAACCUAUUUGGGGGCUCAUUCUGUGAGAUGGAAGAUGGGACCGCUUGCUCCUGCAAGGAGCGUUGUAAUGCUUCAUUAUGCAAGUGUGACCGUGCCAAUUUUGACAAUCUCUUAUGGUCAUUGGUAACUGUAUUUCAGGUGUUGACACAAGAAGACUGGAAUACAGUCCUCUACAAUGGCAUGGCCAAAACAUCAACCUGGGCUUCUCUGUACUUUGUCGCCCUCAUGACAUUCGGAAACUAUGUGUUGUUUAAUCUUCUAGUCGCCAUCUUAGUAGAGGGUUUUUCCACAGAGGAUGAAGAAAAGAAAAAGGAGAAAAUAAAAGAGACUGAUGCAGCUGACAAAGAUGAAGAAGAUGAAGAAGAAAAAGAGAAGCAGCGUCUGGCUGAAAAUAACAACAUAGAUGAUGUUCAAAGUACAAAAAGCUGCCUUAACUCUGUCGAUUUGGAUGUCAAAAAUAACAAAGAAAAAGAAAAAAAAAUGUUAGCCCUGCCCCCAUCCUCUGCCCCAAUAAUCAAAACUGAGAGUCCACCUCCUAACCAUGGUUUCACAUCCAGUGAUGGCCCACUAAACCCUCCCCUCAUAACCCAUACAGCUGCCACGCCCAUGGCAACUCCACAAGGAUCACCAAAUGAAAAUGCCAUUAAAGAUACCAACAAUAAACUGUCUGUGUCUGUCAAAAGGAGUGCCUUGAAAUCAACCCUGUCUGUGGACAGCGAUAAGUCUCCAAGCUUUCGUGGAGGAUCACCUAGACCAUCUCCUUGUCUCCGUCGAACAAACAGUAGGGGUAGUCAUCAUCAGAGGAGUGCCAGCUGGCGAGCCAGAAAUCGUCGCCUUCGAGGUGACAAAACCAGUCUUGUGGUUGACAGCUUGUCAGACAGUGCAGAUGAUGUUGAAGAUGAUGUGUUCUCCUCCAGUCACUCUCAGUCUCCAACAUAUUCUGCUGGUACACCUAGGACACCAAGUGUCAACACUCAUGGACAUGCAGUAACAUAUGUUUUCAGUGACUGCAAUGGCCACCCUCCACUUAAUAACCAACGAGCAUUGAGUCCACAGAGUUCAUUGAAAGGAAGAGCAUUAACUCCUCGCAACUCUUUCAAAAGUCAUCACACUUGGAGCAGAAACAAUUCAGUUGGCAGUGGUAGAAGCAUAUGUAAUUCUUUUGAGCUUAGUAGACAAAAUUCUUUUACAAGUCAUCGCACAGUCAACUCUCUAGGAAGUGGAAAUUCAAAAGAUGAUAAAUCCAAUAAAAAUUAUGUAGACCUUCCAGAUGUGAAGAUAGCACUUGAUAAAGAAGAGGGAAGAGAAAAUGAAGCUGAUGAGGCAGACCCUGAUGCUAUAGAUGAAACUGAAUGGAACUGUUCAUGGUGCCCUGAACCUAGAGGUUGUUUCCUGGAAAGGCAUGAAUAUGCAUUCUAUCUAUUAUCCAAUGAAAAUAGCUUGAGAAAACUUGCUCAUCACCUUAUUUCAAGAAAAUGGUUCGACAACACUGUUCUCAUCUUCAUUGCUCUAAACUGUAUCACUCUUGCGAUGGAACGUCCUGACAUUCCACCUGAAAGUGUUGAGAGGCAUUUCCUAAUUUACACAAACUAUGUAUUCACUUUUGUGUUUACCAUUGAAAUGUUGAUUAAAGUAACUGCCAAAGGUUUUUUUAUUGGGAAGCAUGCCUAUUUCAAGAGUGGUUGGAAUGUGAUGGAUGGAUUCCUGGUCAUUAUAUCUCUUAUUGAUAUCUUCAUCUCAAUAACAGCUUCCUCAAGUCCCAAAAUAUUUGGCAUUCUUAGAGUCUUUAGACUUUUGAGGACUCUAAGACCUUUAAGAGUUAUAAGCAGAGCUCCUGGCUUAAAAUUAGUUGUACAGACAUUACUUUCUUCUCUCCGUCCCAUUGGCAACAUUGUACUCAUCUGUUGUACAUUCUUCAUCAUUUUUGGCAUUCUGGGUGUGCAGCUCUUUAAAGGAACAUUUUACUAUUGUAGAGGCCUAAAUGUUACACAUGUAACGAACCGAAACCAGUGUUUAGAAGAUAAAAAAAAUGAAUGGGUGAAUCAAAAGUAUAACUUUGACAAUCUCGGCCAGGCUUUGAUGGCAUUAUUUGUGCUUGCAUCAAAGGAUGGUUGGGUGCAGAUUAUGUAUACUGGCUUAGAUGCUGUUGGUGUUGAUAAGCAGCCUAUAGAAAACUACAAUGAAUGGCGUCUCAUCUACUUCAUUUCUUUCCUUCUGCUUGUGGCAUUCUUUGUCCUGAACAUGUUUGUUGGAGUUGUAGUGGAGAACUUUCACAAAUGCAGGGAGUCCCAAGAGAUUGAAGAGCGGGCCAAGAGGGCAGCUAAACGACAAGAAAAAUUGGAUAAAAAACGAAAGAGUGAGGCCCCUAAGGCUUUGUCUGAAAUGAGAGAGCCGCCUUACUGGGCAAACUAUUCACACAGCCGUCUUCUGAUUCACACAGUAAUCAAUAGCAAAUAUUUUGAUUUGGCAAUAGCAGCAGUUAUUGGUCUCAAUGUUAUUACUAUGGCCAUGGAAUAUCAUACAAUGCCUGAGGAACUGACCUUUGCUUUGAAGAUCUUCAAUUUCUUCUUCACCAGUGUUUUUAUUUUGGAAUCUGUCAUGAAGAUAAUUGCACUUGGAUUUUUAAGAUAUAUCAAAGACAGGUGGAACCAGCUUGACAUUUUAAUUGUUAUUCUGUCUGUUGUUGGUAUUGUCCUGGAAGAAAUGAGAACCACUUUUAUCCCUAUCAACCCAACUAUCAUUCGAGUUAUGAGGGUUCUCAGAAUAGCUAGAGUUCUCAAACUGUUAAAAAUGGCUAAGGGCAUCAGGGCACUGCUGGAUACUGUGAUACAAGCACUACCUCAAGUGGGGAACCUUGGCCUUUUGUUUUUCCUGCUGUUUUUUAUCUUUGCUGCAUUAGGUGUCGAGUUGUUUGGAAGACUUGAUUGUGACAGGGAACCAUGUGAAGGUCUUGGAAAACAUGCACACUUUAAGAACUUUGGUAUGGCUUUCCUGACACUGUUUAGAGUGGCCACUGGGGACAAUUGGAAUGGUAUCAUGAAAGAUACAUUAAGAGAAAAGUGUGAUCGAAGUGAUAACUGUCUGAAGGACUGUUGUGUGAGUCCCCUCAUUGCUCCAGUGUACUUUGUGGUCUUUGUGCUCAUGGCCCAGUUUGUACUGGUCAAUGUUGUGGUGGCUGUGCUUAUGAAACAUUUGGAGGAAACCUAUAAGUACAAAGAAUUGGAUGAUGAACUAGAAGAUGAGCUCAGAGCAGAGAUGUGUGCUCUAGCCUUGGCGGGUAAGGCAGGACCAGAUGGCAUUGAAAUCAAGGAAUCACAUCGAAUGAUGGAUGAUGAUACAAUAUUAUUGAGAGAUGCCUUGAUUACCAUCACUAAAGCGGCAGAUAACCCAGAUAGUAAAGAGAGUGGGCUAGAGGAGGAUAACUUAGGAGGAUUAAAUGUCAGCACAUUGCCCAGCUUUACCUUCUCUGUUCGACCUCCUAGUGAAGAGCAGUCCAGAUCAGAGGAUGCUGCCACAGGUGUGUCACCAGUGAAUGCAUCCUUGACCAUAGAAGGUAUGGGGUCUUCCUGGUCUUCAAUGGACAGCAAUCGCUUGGCUGUAACACCUAGCAUGACUGGUAGCUCACCAAGCUCAGAGCGGAGUGUGCGUAUCUCCUCGCCACCGAUUAAACGAGCCCACAGUCCUUAUCUCUUAAAUCUACAAGGGUCCAGUGGAUCACUUCAACGAAGGCCCCUUGUGAAACAGUACAGUAUGGAUGUUGGCUCUGAUCCUCAACUAAACAACAUGAACUCCAGCAUGCCUGAUGUUUGGGAUAAAUUUUCAGACACUCAAAAAGCUGUCAGUAAGCCUGAGAGUGGUAUUUUCAGGUCCCAGCCAUCACUGAAGGAUACAAAAAUGGGCUCUUUAGAAGGCAAGUCUGGUGGAUCACUAGACUUAAAGGAAGGAGUUUUGCCUGGAGAAUGUCUGCCAGCAAGAGAUAGAAUAAAGCAUAAACUACUCAGAAGCAGGAGCAGUGGCGCUAAAUAUAGCAGGUUCAGAGAUAAGUACAAGCAAAGCAAUCUAAAUAAGGUAGUUCACCAGGCUAGUUCAGAUGUUGCCUCUAAAGAACUACUGAAAAGGUCUAACCUAACUGGCAGCAAUGAAACAGGCUCAGAUGUUGAUGAAUCUUUGUGUAGUGAUUGGGGGAGUGAAGAAGCUGCAUGUGACUUGGAAGUCAAAAUGAUCACCGGAGGAGCUGAGGAUGAUGACGAUGAUAUUCACCCUACACUUUCUCCUUACCUCUCAGAGGACAGGGACAGCAGUCAGUUAGUCACAUGCAGAACUGUAGUGGAUUCUGCUGCAUCUAGCAACAUGUCAACUCCUCGGGGGGAUAGUAGGGUAAUAAAAGCACCUUAUCCAAAAUGUAAAAGUCCUUUGCCACCGACAAUUCAAAGCCCAAGGAACAACCCUGGCAUUGACAACACUAGCUUUGAGUUUGGGGAAGAUGUUCGCAUACCUCCUUGUUGUAAAGCCAGGGAGACAGUGGCUGUUAAGCGCAGUAAUUCCUUUAGUUCUUCUAAGCUGGUACCUAAAGCAUUUAGUCCUCCAAGGACAAUAUCUCCUCGGUCAGAUAGGUCACUAAGCCCCUAUAGCUUCAGAGAACAUACAACAUCAGUUUCACCUCUAGCACUUCCUCCAUCACCACUAGCAUUAGAAGACAGUGCCUACAAGUUGAGGAACAUUGAUGGUGGUGUCAGUCCACUGCCUUUUGCACAUUCUCAUAUGCUGACAGUUCCAUCACCACACUCUCUUUAUCCUAACCCACAUAUACGCUCACCUUCCCCUACGCCUCCCAAGUAUGUUCAUCUUCUUCCUCCAUCUGCUGACUGUUCCUAUGGUGGCAAUAGGCAGUCAAAAGGCUCUCCAGCUCCUGUUCGACGACAGCAAACAUUUUCGCGCUCAUCAGCUGUGGAUCAGGAAUCUUUUAUCCCAGCAGCUAUGUCCCCACUGAGACGCCGCAUUCCUCACACUCUUUCCAUGGACAGUGCUUUUUUGAUACCACCCGGAAUUUCACAGUCCUACUCUAUCAAUGAUCCUUAUGUGGAACUGCAUGCUGGCUGUAGGGCCACUUCACCCCUGCCUUCACCAAGAAACUCCCAACAGACUUUACCUGGCAUGUUUACAAGAUCAGCAUCUCCUCAACCGCCUCAACAGCCUUCACGGUCAUGCCACCACUUGCUGACACAGCAAGAUGGCUCUGUCCUCUACCCCAGUGUUUCUGUUAUAUCUACAUCCCCAGACUCUGAUCAGAACAAUAUGUCACUCAUUGUACCAGCAGGUAAUGCAAACUCAAUUGACAGCACAGCUUCAGACAAGCGUGAGACUAACUUCUCCAACACAGUGUUACACAAUGAUGACAAUAAACAAGCCUUAGAUGAUGAAGGUACAAUGAAGGACAGUCAAAAUGAAGAUAAAUAUGUAGACAAAUCAUUAUGAUUUUUUAAUCCUUAUAUUAAAAACCAAUGCAAUUAUUUCAUUUGAAUACCUAUUGUUUACUUAUGCUAACUGCAGUGUAAUUUAUAUAUUUUGUACAUAAAUUUUGUUACUGUUUGUGACUACAACUAUUGUAUUAUUGAUCUUUGGUACACUUUAUUUCUUACCAUUUGUUUGUUCUUUAAUUAUAGAUUUAGUCACAAACAUCUUUCAUAAUAAUCUUCCUAAUUUUGAAAUCCAUGUGUACAUCUAUAAAAUACCAUUGUCAUGCAAAAAAAAAAAAAUACAACUAAUAAUUCAUUAUUCUUUAAAUAUAGCCCUACAAAUUGUAUUUUACACUAGCAUGUUGAUCAUGCUACAACAUUUCUGUAUUCUUUCAGCUGAAUUCCUUAAAGUAGAUCUUAUUUUCAGAUUGUUUAUUACUUAUUUAUACAUGCCAGUUAAUGUCAACAUUAUUUGUAUUAUAUUGUCAUUCCCCAUAUAAAAAAAAAGCAUGACAGGCUCAUAGUAAGGAGUAUCAGAAGCAUAUUAAAAUAAAUAGAUCCUAAGUGAUCUAUAUAAGUCUUUUUUUAUAAUUUCUAUAAUAGUUUUUUUGACAUUUGAUGCAACAUUAGGCCAUUUAAUAAGUAUUUACCCCUGUUAACAAUGCACUGAUUAAUGUUUGCUGUAAAAGAUUGCUUUAUAGUUUUACAGCUAUUAAAUCUCAAUAAAUUCUUUACAAAAAUACUUCUUCCUCCAGGGGUUCUUUGAACUAUGAAGUUCUACUAUUAUGGCAUUAUUGACCCAAUACACCAAAGCACAGAUCACAUGACUUUUUUUUUAAGAACCCAUUAUUAUUUUUAUGUUUGUUUGUUGUUUUUUUCUAAUGUAAAUUUAUAUUUAUACAUAUAUAUACAUAUAUUUAUUUUAUAUGCAUAUUAUAUUCACAGUGUGAUUUACAAUGUUUGCAUAAUAUUUCAUAAGCUCUUUGAAAGAAAAGAAAGUUCUAAUUCAUACUUUAAUUAUUUUACAACCCAAUGACAGUCUUCAAUUUUAAAAUGCAUACAAUAAAAUUCUACGUUAAGUUUUUAUCAUAAAUAUUUAUUUUAACAUUGAAUUUUUUGGGGUUGCUCUUAAUGUUUUUUGUUAUUGUUUUUUAUUAAAACAUUAAAAAUUUAAUCUCAUUAAGUAUCUAUACCAGGAAGUUAUUGAGUCUAGAAAUAGCAUAUUAUCAAAAUAUUGAAAAAGACUAACUAAAUUUUGGAAUUUUAAUGUUACAAAUAUUUUAAUCCACGUAAUACAAUAUUAACAUAAAACACAAAAAAAAUACUGAAGGUCUAUUGUCAAUACUGUAUACCAUGCUGGUACACAAAACAGUGGGAAUAAUUUUUUAUUCUUUGUUUUAAAAAUUCAUUUAUUAAAUAGAAUUUGAAAUGAAAGACAAUGUUGCUGUUAUUUUAUUAAUUAUAAAGCUUAGCUUGCAGCACUUGAAAUUAGUAUUAAUUAAGCAAUCCUUUUAACCUUAUCAUGGCAUAAUAUUUCAUUGGUUUUAUUUACUUUUUUUCCACAUAGCUAACAUAAGUAAGCUUUUAAAAAGUCCACUAUUUCAAUAUACAUCAUGCCCUUAAGCUCUUUGACAUAAUUUAAAGCAAGAUUUUAAUUUGAAACUGAAUUAUUAAAAUACAACUAUACACAAUUUUAUUUAAUUGCAAUGAUGGCUCUGCAUGAUUACUCAAAACUAAAAGUCCAAAUAACAUAUUUUAUAUUAAAGUAGAUAUGAUAAGAGUAUAGAGUGCAUCUGAUUGCUCAUAUGCUGAAGUUGGUGCAUAAUAUUUGGUUAAAUAUUAGUUUAUUGGAGUGGUGUUUAAAUACAGUAGAGUUCUAUAGAAUAAAUUAUUAUUUUUUAACAACAUCUUUAUUAUAAUCAACAUUUCAAAUUUUAAGGUGACUUUAGUUUUGUUUGUUAAAUAUAUGUUCUAUGUGAUUAGGUUAAUACUCCUGACAUAAUUCUUUGCACAGUUGUCUAUUCUAAUUUCUGUGAAUGAAAUUUAUCAUUUUUGUUCAGUCUAUGAUUUAUCCAGUAUGUAAAGAGCCUAAUCACCAAUAACCCAUGUUCCAGUUCGAGCGAUACACAAAGGAUUUCAAUUAUUGAAUAUGAAUACCAGUACUGAGGUAUUCACUGCAUUGCUCUUAAUUUUGUUUGACCUGUAACUAUUUUCUCCACUUUUGUGUAAUCUUGGUCAUAACUGAUAUGAAAGAUGAUACCAGUGUAUUGUUCGUCUUAUGUGAUCUGAUAGAAGAUAGAACUGAGCUGGGAAUAUUCUUAAGGUCCAAUAUCACAAGUAAAUAAGUGAGUUGCAACUGUACACAUUUUUUUCAACCCCCUGAUUGUUGUAUUUAUGUGUAAUGUCUUAGCCAGUGCCCACCUCUUCUGCCUUGAAAAACAACAAAAAAUCACUAAACACAAUCUUUGCUUAUGCACACAAUCCUCAAUAUGCCAUACUUGCUUUCUUCCAGUAAUUUAUCUUCAUGUUGUGCUGAGUAGUCUGAGAGAUAUGUCCUUUCCAGUUUAUUGUUUCCUUUACUAUUAUUAUUGUAAUUAUUAUUUUACUUUUUUUUUCUAAAGGGGCAGAUGGUCAUAUGAUUAGACAAACAGUAUGUUUUUUUUGUUUUGUUUUUCUUUUGAGAGAAUAUACCAUUUCUAGGAAAUGACAACAUCAUUGAAGACUCAUGCUUCAUUGCUAAUACCAUACAAUUUCAUGUCUUUUAACAUAUUUCAACAUCUCUAUAUUAUUGUUGCCAUUCUCAAACAAAAAAACUGACAUUUUAAGGCAAUAGAUGUUUUACUGAGGUUCAUAUCAGUUCCUAAUUAAUUUUUUGUAACAGUUUUUGUUAGUGUACAAAAAAAAAUUUAAUUAAUACGCUUUUAAUGUUGAGGGUAAUGCUAUAAUGUUUGGAACACUAUAUAGAUCUAUCCACCUUAGGAGCAUACAAAGUCUCAAUUUGCAUGCUACAAAAGUUGUAGACGCACAAUUACUUUUUACUAUUAUUAUGGGGGUUUUUUUAGCAAAUAAUGAAAAAACAAUUAUUACCUAUAUUAAAUAUUUAAUUGUUUGAUUUUUUUAUAUAAAGUUUACAAUUUCAAUAAUUAGAAGUUAAUUAAAAUAUUCACUAUAAAAUAUUACUUUGUAAAUCAUAGAAAAUAAACUAAAAAGCAAACUUAGAUUGCUGUUUUAGCUGUCUUGUCAUGACCUACAUGUUUUGGACUCUAACAGUAUGCUAGGUCAUUCCCAGUCAACCUUUAAAGAUUUGUGUUAAGACAGAUACUCCCAGACUAUGGCUCACUGGUCUUAUUCAGAAGGUAACAUGCUGCUAGCAGGCUCCUUGAAACUACUGUUCACACUGUUAAAUGGAUCCAUAGAUUAAAGGAUGGGUUUCUUAGGACUAGUGAUGUGGGCCAUAAAGCAUGUGUCCAAAACUUGUAAGAUCAUAAUGCUGAAAAAAGUUUGCACGUCAUGGAAAUAAUAAUAAUUUUUUAUUCAAAAAGAAUCUGUCAACUAGAAAACUAUAGAAGACAAAAAAUUGAACUUAGAAAUUGAGUUUUCAAUUUAUUUGUUGUAAUAAUGAUUUUUUUUUUGGGGGUGGGGGGAGGAUUUAAUAAAAUAUUGAGAAAAAAAAAAACAAUUUGUAUAUCACAAUAAUCUAAAAUGAUAUUUUAAGCACAUAUAAAAAUACACACAUUGUCACAUGGGUCUAAUUUUUAAGUCAAAACCUUUCAUAAUCACAAGAGUUAGAUUUUACUUUUCGGUUAUUAAAUAUGCUUUGAUUUUUUUCCCCAUCUGUUAAAUUAAAGAAAAACAAUUUAUUUGCAGUGGUACUUUAAACUUUGUUUCAAUCUUUUGUUUGAACGAAUUUUAGUUAAUUUUUAUUUAUUUUAUAAACAUAAUACAAAUCAUCUUAUUAAAAAAAAAGAAGACAAAUCGCAAUGGUUGUGAUAGCAUAGCUUAUUAUGACAUUUGUAAUGUACACUACCUUGUGUCUGAUUGACAUCUAAUGGUUACACAAUAAAACUAAACUACCACUCAUAUGUGUUGUCAAGUGUUGGUCAGAGAGAAAAAGUCCUCUCUAUCCUUUGGUCAUCUCAUAUUUGUGAGUGGACAUUUAAAUUAGUAGUCAUCUAUGCUCACUGUACUUGAUGUUAACCAGUUGGUCUGCACUCAUUUCAUCAGGAACUUGUUGUGUACAAUUAUAUAUAUUGACUGGACUUUUUUUUUCAAUAAAUGCUCAUAAUUCUG